Molecule: messenger RNA, 10480 nt
Organism: Amphiprion ocellaris (clown anemonefish)
Lineage: Eukaryota; Metazoa; Chordata; Actinopteri; Pomacentridae
Gene: sgcd
Product: sarcoglycan, delta (dystrophin-associated glycoprotein)
Exons: 10
Coding region: 959-1837 (292 amino acids)
Biological process (GO): heart contraction; cardiac muscle tissue development
Cellular component (GO): sarcolemma; sarcoglycan complex
Source: RefSeq, a predicted model, not a curated record
CUCCUCCUCUUAUUGCACUCUCACUCAUACAUCCAGACACAUGCAUGCAUGCAUUCACUCUGCCUUCUCUAUGUGUCUCCCCUUCUCUCUCCUUCUUUCACUACUCGGUCCUGUGCAGACUUGAGGAGCCCCGGAGAGGAGAUGAUGAUGAUGAUGGUGAUGCUGCUGCUGCUGGUGGUGGAGACCUUUUGGUGAUUUUUCUUUUUCCCCUUUAAAAAAAAAAAGGCAGAAAAAAGAGCAGAAAACUAGACUCAGAGCAAUGUUGAUGCAACAGCACCUCUUCCCUCUGCGCUGUGUUGAUCUGUCUGCCUCCUGCCUAGCAUCAGCCCAUUUUGGGGGGAUUUAAACGACAGGAAGAGUGCUGCGCUGGCUGUGCGCUCUGCGGUUCUGGUGCGCUGGAUCUCCUGCUCUUCAUCUCACACUGAAGGAUGUUCAGUUCUUUACACGAUCUGGAAUAUUACUACUACUACUACUGUCAACACUCCUCCUGCUGCUGCUGCUGCCCACUUCUCUGCCCCGGCCAGAUCGCAGUCUGAGACGCCCCUAAAGGGAAGAACAAGCAUGUCAGAGGCACCUGUGUUGCACAUGGAAAUGAGCCGUCUGCUGCUGGUUCUGCUGGACCUCUAAGCCAGACUUGAGAUUAUCCCAGAAUCACAGAAGAAAUUGGGAGUUCUCCUUUUCUGACGAGCUGAAAAAAAAUUCCUGUAUCACUGUAUACUGAGGAGCGCCAGCCGCUUAACCAGCUCUAUGGUUUUCUGAUUUGCCCAAGACUGCAAUUUUGGCAUCUGACUAAGAGUGGGUUUGUACAACGUUUGGACAAGGAGGUGGAGAACUGUCAGCAGCGGUGGCGGGUCGGAGAAACUCUGUUUGUUCCUCUUUACCAGGCAGGAAGGAAGGUGAUUAGAGAAAUCCCGUGGACCCUGUCAGAACCUCCGAAUCAGCACACUCAUACACUGAGAUGACCCAGGAACAGUGCACUCAUAGGAACAAUGUCCAGAGUUCAGAGAAACCCCAAGUUUACAAAGUGGGAAUAUACGGCUGGAGGAAACGCUGCCUUUACUUCUUCGUCCUGCUGCUGAUGAUCCUGAUCCUGGUCAACUUGGCUCUAACUAUCUGGAUCCUAAAGGUCAUGAACUUCACCAUAGACGGCAUGGGCAACCUCAGAAUAACAGAGAAGGGCCUGAAACUGGAGGGGGACUCCGAGUUCCUCCAACCCCUCUAUGCCAAAGAAAUACAGUCCAAACCAGGCCGCCCACUGUUCCUGCAGUCGUCCAGAAACGUGUCGGUCAAUAUCGUCAACAGCAACAACCAGCUGCUCACGCAGCUCGUAACAGGAUCCAGUGGAUUUAAAGCACGAGGCAAGAUGUUUGAAGUCAAGUCCACCUCCGGGAAGCUGCUGUUCUCGGCCGACGAGCAGGAGGUGGUGGUGGGCGCCGAGAGGCUCCGAGUGAUGGGGGCCGAAGGAGCCGUGUUCAGCAAAUCAGUGGAGACGCCGCAUGUCAGGGCCGAGCCCUUCAAAGAGCUGCGACUCGAGUCUCCCACUCGCUCUCUGCUGAUGGAGGCUCCGAAAGGCAUCCAGAUCCUGGCCGAGGCCGGAGACAUCCAGGCCAUCUGCAGGAACGAGCUGCGACUGGAGUCCAAAGACGGAGAGAUUUCUCUGGACGCCCGGAGGAUUCGCCUGAUGCGGCUGCCGGAGGGGAAGGCCUCCACCAGCUCCUCGUCCUCCGGGACCAGGCAGACUGUCUACGAGGUUUGCGUUUGCCCCAACGGGAGGCUUUUCUUGUCCCAGGCUGGCACCGGAUCCACCUGCCAGAUCAGCAACAACGUCUGCCUCUAGGACUGACACAAUAUAAAUAAACCACACAGACAUCCUGAAAGACAGACGGGCUUAAAAACAGACAGAUGUACACAUAUCGCCUGCCUCUAGGACUGAUUCACAGCAAACACGUUCAGAAAAACAAAGGCUGCCGGAGACGACGGUCACGGAAACAAUCAUAGAUACCGCACUUCCACGGACACACUGAUGUUUUGGAUCAGCCGAUAUGUUCAAAAGGCCAAACUUUGAGUCAAAGCUGCUGACAGGUGCCAACAAAAUGAUUUUCUAAGAGUAGAGAAGCCUUUCAGCCUCUCCACUGAGUCUUUAUACAUGUAGGACGUGAUGAUACUGGGCUUUUAAAUUGAAUUAUACACACAAAUAAAACAAGAAAUGCAUUGUAGUGCAGGAUUGAACGGCUCCUCCAUCUCAACUCUGGCACUAUUUAACAAAAGGUAAUAUAUCGGUGUGAUCCUAACAGUCAUUAUGCUAUUUGUUAAUAGCGAACGCUCAUUACAGAUGCACACACACUAGCUCCAAGACAUCUAUACACACAGUAUACAUUAACAUUUGGUGCGCGCACACACACACACACACACACACACACACACACACACACACACACACACACACACACACACACAGUAUUUGCUCGUAGAAGCCUCCUGGUAGAAACUGAGAGGGAAAAAACCUCCAGAGAUUUACUAGAGAAGACAAUGAUCUGUUCCCUUUUCUCCCUCAAGAGCAUCUCAGUACCAGAAUCACUAGGGUGAUCACCCAUGGCAACAGGCUCUCUCCUCCGUUCUUCUUCUUCCAUCCCCUUCAUCUUCCGUUUCUUUCCCCUGCCAUAGCCUCUUACACCUGAGAUAUUUUACUUUCUCACCGCUCACGAGGCAUUUUAAAGCCCAAUAGGCACACUAAAGCACCGACUGAUGGCCCUCCUGACACAAAUCGGAUCAGGACAUAAAACAACCGCAAAGAUUUGGACAUUGAUUGAGGUAUAACACAUUGCAGACAGUGAUUUCAGUCAGAAUAAUGUGCUUUACAGUGCCUGUGUGACAGUCUCCAAGUGAACUUUGAAAUGAUUCGGCUAAAGUUGACUUCAGACUCUGAAGCCAUGUUCACGUCACGUCGCAUUUAGUCAGCGCUGAUGAUUCAACUCCCAGAAAGGCAUGUUUAUUCAGUGGAAUUAUUUGAUUUUAAAAACAACAAAUGACCUCUCUGCCCUGGACGUGGAUCCAAACGUGAUGUUUUUUAAGUGACUUUUUUCCAGAAAGAUUCAUGACUUUGUGCCAAAUGGUACUUUUUUUUUGUUUUUUAGAUGAAAUCCUGGAUUUGUUUUUUUGCCCCCUAAAAUCUACUCACAUCAAUUUGUCAGUUUGCAUAUUUUCCAAGUUCGUCUAUUUUUAUGUCACAGUCAAUCCCUCACUUCUUGAAUCAAACUUUACAUUGGUCCUUUGUGUGAUUUGCCGUGAACAUGGCAGCAGUUAUUUUUAUACAUCUGAUGUAAACUGCUGUCUUUACAUUUAGUGGAUAAUUGAUUUCAUUUUCCAGCGUUCUGCAUAAAUUCUGUUUCCUCCUGAUGAAACAGCUUCACCCAGCAGUCGUCCCGACAGUGAAGAAAACCACAAAUACAAACAACAUCCUUGGCGUUUCUAAAAUCACACAUGAAGCAGCAGAAAUGUCCGACGUAAGCUGCUCGAACCUCGGCGGUGGUCACCCUACUUGCUUCUUGUACUGGGACAUUUUUUAAAAAGGACAAAAUAAAAACUGUAAAAAAAACUAACAUGAGCCACUCUGUUGAAAGAGGGGAACUGUGCCUGUGCCUUACGUCGAUGCACUUGUGGCAAGAAGAAGCACAUCACACAGACUUUCUUUGGCAUUAGUGAGUAACAUGACCUCUGAUUUCAGUUCAGUUUCAACCGAUUCACAAAUCGUUCCUUCUGUGCGAAUGCAAAGACCUUCGGCCACAUCUGAACCACAGCGCCUCCCAGCUAUCGGCGCUUGACUCUGCAAAGGGAUGCGUUAGUUUCGUUUUUAGAUUUAGCUUCCCGUUGCUUUGCUUUUCGUGAUCAGGUAUUCUGAGUGGAACUCUGUGUGUGGUUCUGUUAUUGCUAAAAGUGGCAAACGUGUGAUCCUGUGGAGUUUAAUAGGCACAUGAGAGCACCGAUUUUUACUGCUCAUCUCAAACCACUUGGCCACAAACGUCUAGUUUCUCCUGAAUGUUGAUACACAAGAUCUUUUUAUUUUUGCACAUACAAGUACUCUCUUAGUCCUUUCUUACUCUUUUGCUCCAUUAUCUUAAUUCUAUAUAUUAAUACUGCAAUUUCAAUGCACAGAUAUUGUAGAAAAUAGGAUAAAGAUUAACACUUGAUCAAUUGAUUACCGCUGAUAAUUUAACCAGUAUACAAAAUAUUUAUUAACUGAUAAGGCAGAAGAUGAAGGACAUUUAUGUCAGAAAUGUGCUAUAGAUCAGCUGUAGUACCUGGUUGUUCCACCAGGUGGAGCCUCUUACUGUUUAAUACUGUAGAGACCAGAGGAGGCAUCACUCAGACUACAGACAGUUACAUGUUAGCAAGCAAAGAGCACUGUGGGAGUUUAACUAGUAAUGGGCACCUUGAGCAAGACUUCUGUGCCACUUAAUGACUUCCAGCUUUAUGAGUUUAAGACAACUGUGUUUGACUAUGACCGUGCUUAUAGUUGAUCUUAGCUUGUCUUAAAACUUUUGUGGGGUUUAGACUUCUGUAGCAUUUAAUGACUUCCACCAGAGCUUAUGAGUUUAAGACAACCGUGAACGACUAGAACUGCGUUUCUAGCUGAUCCUAGCUUGUCUAUCAACUAUUGUGUGGGUUUAGCUAGUAAUGGGCACCAUGACAAAGACUUCUGUGCUGCUUAAUGACUUUCAGCCAGAGCUUAUGUGUUUAAGACAGCCGUGAAUGGCUAAAACUGUGCUUCUAGCUGAUCCUGGCUCGUCUUAAAACUAUUCUGGGGGUUUAGCUAGCAACAAGGCAACAUGACAAAGACUUCUGUGACAUUUAAUGACAUCCAGCCAGAGCUUAAGUGUUUAAGACAAUCAUGAAUGACUAGAACUGUGUUUCUAGAUGAUCCUAGAUGGUCUUAAAACUAUUGUUGGGGUUUAGCUAGCAAUGGGCACCAUGACAAAGAUUUCUGGAGACUUCCAGCCAGUGCUCAUCUGGUUGAGAUGAAUUGGAAUCGACUAGGACACCAUUCCUGUAUCUCACUGACAUAUGUCACAGACUACCUUAGCGGCUUUGUGGGAGUUGACAAAGUCUUGUGAGCUCACAUUUUUAGGUAAAAGUCUGUUUGGACGGUGCUCCUACAGCUCACUGGAAGAGGAAAUCAAGCUAACAGCUUUUGAUACAAGACCAUUAUUAAAAAAUUAUACAUCAACAAACAUGUAAAACUUCAGCUUUCUUCUACUUUUCCAGCCUGGGGUAGCAGUGGAUCAACAGGGUUUUCUCGACGUACCUCUCUCCAGCAACAUAUCUGCUUUUUUUUGGAAGUUUUGGGUUUUUUGGCUUCAUCAGACCUUUAAUGUGCAAUUUGGUUCAAUUUGGGAGUGAUUUGUUGCUCCAAACUAAGGAGUUUUAGUAUCUCAAGAUUGAGUGAUGAGACAAUAUGGAUAUAUAUAUCUAACAGUGCAUUCAUUUUCUCCACAAUAUCUACAAUAUCUGCAGCAAUGAAAGCAGAGUAAAAUGUGCACGUGGAUGUGGAAAUAUGGCAAAAAUCAAGACACUAAAAUGUAGUUUUACAUGUUACAACACAUCACAAAGGUAAAGAUGUGAAGAUCUUGCAGGUAAACACCCUCCAGAAACUAGACGUCGUAGCGUUUAUUUAUAUCUUCUGGGUGUCGCAUCCUUUUCCAGAGUCGGGCGUACCAACCUCCUGCUCUCCCCUCAGCUUCUCUGUCGCUGUAUAUUAAAGGACUUUCAUAAAUAUUUCACCAUGAAAUCGAACCUAUCUGAUGUGUUUUUUGACUACAUGUACACAAGAGAAAUACAUCUUUUUAUACGGUUGUAUAUGUAAAUACUGAACACGUAACGGCGUCAGAUGAUACACGCCGAUGAAAGAGAACCAGUGCUCUUUUACAAAAAGGAAAACCUUUUUUAUAAUGUACAUCAGUGUUUUUAUACUAAAAGGGCAAAAAGAAAAUAAAGUUAAAGGAUAUUCAUUGAGUUAGCAUGUAGAGCACUGUAUACGAUGUUCGCCUGUGGAGAACAAGCUGGUUUUGUUUUUACGCCUUCUCGCCUCUCCUGCUGAGCUCAGAUGUUUCACACAAACCUGCUUUUGUUUUCUUUUUUUGUUGUUGUUUUGUUGUUGUUGUUGUUGUGUCGGCCCGAGGUCUUUGCAUUCUCUCUCCAAGUGUGCAGUGUGUAAAUCUGUGCUAUGAUGAGUGAGCUUUUUGUUUUUGUUCUUCUGCUCCACAGAAAGUGUUGAAUGAGUCUCAGAGAAGCAAACAGGAAAAAACCAAAAGAGAAAAUCAAAGCAGAGAAGGAAAACGAUGCGUGGGGCCGAGGAGGAAUGUGCUGCAACUGUCGAAUUAAUAACACAAAAACUGGAAACAAAAAUCUGUUGUGUUUGAAUAAAAGUCAACAAUUAAUCAGUACAAAUUACUCAAAUCUUUAAGUGCAAAAUGCAGAAACCUUGGAUUGAAGGUAACCCGAACCCAGCAGACUGUAUUGCCGAUCAAUCGAUAGUAUUGAUCGUAUAUUGUGAGCACUCCUCUUCGCCCUGUGAGGUCAGCUGAGCGCUCCGUCCUUCCUUUUCUGGCUGAGUAUUUACGUUUUCCCUCAUUCUUCAGUCUAAAACUGCCGCUCAUGGAGUAGUUUUCAAGGAUGCCAAAAUAAAAAGGCGUUGUUCAAAUUGACUGCAGGUGUCGUUGGAUCCUCCCAGAAGAGAAAAAAAUGCUUGAAAUUCUACAGACCGGAAACUUUUUGUCUUUUUAGGGUUGAGUUUUCUUCAGUGGAGACAUGAAGCUGCAGCCUCUCUCCUGACCAGCCUCAUCUGUAGCUGGAUUAAAUAAAGAAAAUGCGGCGAUUUGUCGUUUUAAAUGAAUAAAACAAGACUUUUGGUAACAACUGCAGCUCACAUGACGCUUUGAAAGUGUGCAGUUGUUAAUGAAUAAUGGGAAAAACCAACAAAAACCAUCCAUGCGAUGGCUUUUAGGUGCAGGACAUAAAUAUAUGUCAGUUCUGAUGUGGAAAAAUCUAGUUUUCACACUGGUUUAGAUGCUUCCAAGAACAUUUACUGAAUUUAAUUAAAUGCUACCAUAUAUUGAUUUAAUAAAGGUUCUUGGGAGCCUCUGUGCCAUGUUGGUGCAUUUUAUGUCAUGCCAACUAGCGUGCAAAUUGUUAGCUAUAGCAUUAUUCAUGCUAAGUGAAGGCUGUUUAAUAGCAGAGCUGAACCAUUUUUAUUAAAUAUCCUUUAACAGUGAACUUCAACUGAUCUAUUAUGGCCAUAAUUGCUCGCUUUUGUCAGAUUUUUUGCACAUUUUCAUGCAAAAUCUGAUAGAUAUGAGUUUUUAGAAUAAUGUAACGCUUGCUGCUAGCAAGAUUUUCUAGCUAAUUUAACUUCAUUUUAUAUAGCUUCAUUUAAAGUUCUACUAUUAUUGUCAGAAUUUAUUUACAUUAAUAUCAUUUCUGCCAGUUCUGGAGUCAAGAUGGAGCUCUAACUUCCAGAAAUGACUCUGAUUCGAUAACAACUAUGAGGCUAAUGCUAAUAUUUUUUUCCACUCGGCUGUUUGCAUGUGUGACCUGCAGCGUUUUCCUGCAGCAGAAACAUCUUUUACUCAGAAUAUGUGCAGAAAACGACCAGAGCAUGUUUCAGAUCUUUAGAUUUACCGACGACAGAAGAAACUAACAGGAGAGACGGUGCAGCCUUCAUAUCUCUCUGAAAUAAGAAGGUUUCAGGGGUGAAAAUAUGACUUUUAUCUGAAUUCAUGAACAAAAGAAAAAUGUGACUCAACAUUUCAUCGUAAAAAAAACAGUAAUUUCUCUUUUUAUCAAUGCAGAGCAUCAUGGACUGAUGUACUUCUGCAAACAUUCAUAAAAGGGUCGAAUGUUCACAACAUUUUAGUUUCUAACUAUGUUUUAUUUUCUUUCUAUUGGGCUGUUUUGCUUUAACAACCCAGAGCUCAUGUCUUUUCUGUGAGUUUUCAGGAGUUCACAUUUCUAUAUAUUCUGUCAUUUAUUUGCCAGUAGACCCUUACUUCUCGUGGUGUACAUUUCCAGUAAUUAAAGCUCACUUUAUUUAAAUUUGACGACUCUUAACUGCUAAAUUGACGCAUCUCUAUGCUGUGAGGACGUACUUCAUGUUUCUGGGUCAGUUUGCUGAUUUAUUUUUCCUUUUCAUUUUCGUCAGGAUGUACACACAACAACUUUUAAGUGACACUUUCAUUUUGGAGAUAAAGAUGUGAGCUCCUAGAUACGUAGAGAAGCAUGUGCCCUCGUGUUCUCCACGCCGCCUCUAUAGCGGCCGCGACGUCAGCUGAUCGUAUCACAGAUGAUCCAUACAGGAAGCGGAACAUCGGACAGUGAUGCCGGAUUUAAUCUUCGCCGACGACAGCAGGCCGCCGGGUUUUUAUCUGCCGCCGUUCCCCUCCCAGUUUUGGCUCGCUUUCACAUUCCGCUGACGGCUUCAUCAUCUUGGUUCCGACGGCGCGAGUCAUCAUAUGUGUGAAAUUGGUUUCCAGAGUUUCGAUGGCUUCCUUUGUUUCGGAGUGUAAAACUGGCCGACGUGCAAAAAAAAGAAAAGAAACACCCCGGAGCUUCUUGCCAGGCAAUAAUGAGGCUUUUUUAUUCCAGACAAAACAGCCCCAACUGCCUGUUUUGUGUUUUUCUUUAGUUGCAGACGGUUGCUAAACUCCUUUUUUGCCUUCUAGUGGAAAUCUCAUUUAGCAAGUCAAACCCCGCCGUCGUCACCGAGCGUCAGCAGCUGUUCACCACUCUCUGAUCCCUUUAAAAAACUGACAAAUGAAGCUUUUUUUCAGCAGCGGCGGUGUAAAAACUCAAACAUCCUCCAGCGAGCUUUGAUUCUCCGGCUCCGGCCUCCGGCCUCCAUGCUGGGAGGUCAGCCCAGGUCAGGCCUCCUCUCUUGUUCGAUGCGUUAUCAGCCGAGUGAAGCGUCGCCGCCCCAGAUUAAGCUCCUCGCCUUCUCCAGCUGUGGACGGUUUGAUCUGCGUUUCUGUGCAGCCGGAGGCCUGAAAAACGUUCCCCUCAUUAGCCGAUCUUCGCUAACCUCCAGCUUCGUCUCUAAAAAGCUCAGAUUUGCAGAUAUUGGAUUGAAAAGAAAAGCACUUCCCUGGACUCCUUUCUGUCGUAAUAAUUUCUCAGAGGAUUGACGUUAGCGGUUAGCUGCUUUUCUCAUCAAUCAAACAUUAGAUAUGGAGGCUUGAACUCAGUUUUUUUCUCAUCCAGUGGCUCCCAUUCUCUUGUUUCCACAAAGCUGACAGCCGACCGAGGUCAAGCGGCGAUUUCCCAGAUAAAGAUUUCAUAUGAUAAUUCGCCAUUUCACUGUUCGGCUGCUCUUUUAUUAAAAGAGCCACCCUCUCAGAGACGACUUUCCUCUUGGAUUAUUGGAAUAAGAAGCCCAUAAAGCCGGGAGGGAGUUACUGACACGACUCCUCGCUGCAGAAAAAGGUUUUUGUCUUUCUACAGAAUGUUACCUAAAGGGCUGCAUGAAGAGGAAACGUAAAGCAGCUUUACUUGAGGGUGGAAGUUAUUUAAAUAUUCAAAACACCUGAGUUUGAAUCUGCUGUUGCAUGUCGCCUCCAUGUUGCCAAAGAGGCGUUUUUUUUCUCAUUUUUCCGGCUUUCGUACGUGACAACAACAGUUUGAACGGCGCAAAACUUGAUUUAAAGUCCGAUUCGGUGGAUAAAAUAAUGUGAGUGAUGUUAAUUUUGCAAUUUAAUUUCUAUUUACUGGUCUGAUUUGCGAUUUUAUGUGAUGUUUGCUGAGAUUUAUCACGAGUUCUUGGGUGUUUUUAGAAAUAUCUAGAUUUGACUGCAGUGAGUGUAAAGAAAUAUAUUUUGUUUGGUGUGUUUGUUUUUGCAGAUUUGAUGCCGAGUGUGUACAGAGUAUUUACAGAUACUCCUGGGUUUAGUGUUUUAGUGAGAAAAGUCACAGAUAGAUUCUAACCAACAGAUUUGGAGUUUCAAAGUGGGUUUGCUAAUUUUUUUCAGCACAAACCGACUGAAUCUGUCGCCUCUGAUGUCAUUCUGUCACAUUUUCCACUUGUACAAAGCCACUGUAAAUACAGGAAGGAGACGUUUUUUGUACCGUUCACCCCGUCGCUUAACAAACACAACGGUUUGGGUUUCGUCGUGGAUCUCGGAAAACACCUGCUGCAGAUUGUACCGGAAAAAUCCAGUGUUUGCUCGAGUUCAGGCUCUGUGAAUAUGAGGUUCUGUUUUUAUUUUCCACUUUUGUGACGGUUUCUGUUUGUUUUCUCUGUUUGUACCACGAUGGCGUAGAACAUCCAGGGGGAUCCUCACACAUUCUAUGCAAAACAAAUGGAUAUAGAACACAUUGUAACGAUGCAAUGGAUUAUGUCGGUGAACUCUUAAAUUUAUGAUACUUUCUGUAUACAGUUUGUAUUUAUGAACUGAGUUGCAAUCUAAACUGUAUCAAUAAACUUAUUUUAAAAAGA